AUGUGCUGGGAGAAGCAGAUAAUCUACACAGACUGCCACCACAGCGUCUUCGAAGACCUGGACUGCACAAACUGGAAGAUGCGCCAGCGCGACCACUCGUCCAGCUUCAACUCCUCUCAGCACUCGGUUCGGAAAGAUCAACAGUACAAAAGCCACGACAACGACAGACCGCAAAAGCGCAAGAGCUCGUGGAUGGUCCUCGUCUGCCCCUUCUUCGCCUUCAUGUCUACGCCAGCACCGGAGAAAGAGGCGUCCGGGUCCGGCGCGUGCCGCGGCAGGAAGCGUUGCGCCAACCCCGUCAGCGGCAAGUGUCCCCGUUGUGUGCAGGACCAGGCCGUCGCCGCUGCGAAGAACCAGGGGAUGGCCGUCCCGGUGACACCGACGCGAAGGCAGCGUCCGGACGGCGCUGCCGCCGCCACUGUUUCGUUAAGACGGCAAGGGUUCAUGGCGGAUGAAAACUUGUGCGUGGAGGGACGUUUGAGCGGGGUUACUAAUGAUGCUUACGGUGCUUCAGGAGACCGACAGGCUUCACAACGGUCAACUACACGUCGAUAUCAGAACUCGGGAUCUUGGGGAGCGCCAAGGGGGGGUUAUUACAACGGCAACGGCCCGAGGAGAGACAUCGGGGAUGAUGGCGGCGGUGACGGUGGUGGUGGUGGAGCUGCUCUAGGCAGUUCAAGCCAGAAAUCUCCAACGUCACCAUGGCAUAACAAUAGAUUUCACGAAGCCCGUAAGCAGGAAGCCCGCCAGCAGUGUCGUCGCCCAGAGCAGCAAGGUGCCCAGCAGGCUGAUCGUCACCAACAACCGCAAGACCAGCGGAUACCGGUAGGUCACGACAGACAGCAGCAGCAGCAGCAGCAGCAGCAGCAGGAAUCAAGUGGUUCUACAGCACAUCUUCCCACUCAGCCUCAGCCGCCACUCUACGUUCGCGGUCCCACGUUGCACCUCGUCCCCCGCCCACUCAAGAUCACGAAGAAAACCAAUAAUACGUCCCGUGCGGUGACGGCCGAGGGGUCCGGAGGGCUAGCCCGCAGUACCGCGAGCGCAAGCCGCCCUCAGCAACCAUACGUCGCGAACGAGAGAGGACAACGGAGCAGCCGGGGUCAGCAGGACGGCCGCACAGUAGUCAGCCCGGAGCCACACAUCAAAGGAGUGGGAUUCCCCCCUGAAUUGCCACUGGAGGAACUGAUAGACGAGGUCGAGAUGCUGUGGCGAAGGGCGUGA
Messenger RNA from Colletotrichum orchidophilum, 1224 nucleotides. RefSeq lists its product as uncharacterized. The record is from RefSeq and is a predicted model, not a curated record. The transcript has a single exon. Bases 1 to 1224 code for a protein of 407 amino acids. NCBI's taxonomy places the organism in Eukaryota, Fungi, Ascomycota, Sordariomycetes, Glomerellales, Glomerellaceae.